Molecule: messenger RNA, 2395 nt
Organism: Cavia porcellus (domestic guinea pig)
Lineage: Eukaryota; Metazoa; Chordata; Mammalia; Rodentia; Caviidae
Product: endogenous retrovirus group K member 5 Gag polyprotein-like
Exons: 2
Coding region: 543-1598 (351 amino acids)
Biological process (GO): viral process
Molecular function (GO): nucleic acid binding; zinc ion binding
Source: RefSeq, a predicted model, not a curated record
CCGAUCUGUCAGGGAGCUCCCGAGAGGGGUCCGUCAAGGGGAACAAAGAUGCUAAGGAGGAGGACGGGGCUCAAGCCUCGGAGUCGUCUGACUCCGAGGACGAGGGAAGGUUGAAUGGUGAGGAGGCCCAAGAGACCAGCUGUCAGGGGCCUAAGUCGCUUGAUGGGGAGACGCAAGGCUCUUUCGCUGCGUUGCGCCGCGAAUUGCGCUCCGCUCAGCUAGGCUUACGAAAAAGCAGAGAGCUUCUGAGCGCCCCCUGGCAGGGGAGGGAGACAGAACCUUCCGCUCCGCCCUGGAACUCGUUCCCGGAAGCGGUCCCUCGCCGCGAGGCCGCCGCAUGGGAACUCCCCCCUCUUCCGUCAGUACAGGAAAUAACGCACAGGCCGCCAUUUUCUGUUCAGCCACGGCCGCCAUCUUACGAUGCUCCGCCACCGGCGGGACGUUAUUUCCACAAACAGCUGUGGCGUGGGGGUCGUGUGUCUAAUGAAGACCACCCGUUCCCAGGGAUAGAUAGCGGCCCCUAUGGGAUAUAUCCUGUACAGAUGGCCAUGGGUCAGGGACGUAAUGUGUGGGAACCCUUUGAAAUAAAGCAGAUUAGAGAACUUAAAAAUGCAGUUACAACCUUUGGGCCGACUGCGCCUUACACCAUUGCCAUGCUGGAGAACCUGUCUUCUGGGCCCCUCACCCCCGCAGACUGGACUCAGCUGGCAAAGGCGUGUCUGCCCUCGGGUAGUUACCUGGAUUGGCGAGCCUGGUACGCCAAGUUCGCUGCCGAACAGGCGGAAAGAAACGCUAACCGAGGGAACCAGGGAUGGAAUAGAGACAUGCUUAUGGGGGAAGGCCAACACGCUGAUGAUCAGACUCAGUUCCCUGGUGCAGUUUAUGAGCAGAUCAAUACCAUUGGGCUUCGCGCCUGGAAGCAGGUGAGUGGUGCCGGAACGGCAUCCUUGUGCCUUUCUAAAAUAGUCCAGGGCACAACAGAGCCAUUCGUUGAUUUUGUGGCUCAGAUGCAAGAUGCCGCCGAUAAGAUCUUUUCCGAUAGGGAAGUGGCUCAACCGCUGGUUAGGCAGUUGAUUUUCGAACAAUGCACGAAGGAAUGUAAGGCAGCAAUAGCCCCACAUAAGAAUAAGGAUCUUAACGCCUGGAUCAGAAUAUGCAGAGAAAUAGGGGGGCCGCUUUCUAAUUCGGGAGUUGCAGCUCUUCUGGCUGCGGCAGUGCAACAAAGGGGACCUCGCGGGCCUAGAGAGGAACAUAAAGCCAAGGGGUGCUUCAGCUGCGGGGACCCAGGACACAUUAAACGCAACUGCCCAAAUAGUGCAGACGCCAAGCCUCGCCUUAAAAAUGAAGGAUCGUAUAACGUCUGUGGGCGAUGCAGAAAGGGUCCACAUAAGGCAGAGGAUUGCAGGUCAGUUUAUGACGCUCAGGGAAAUCGUAUUUGUGGCCGAGAUGUUAACGAGCCAAAAAACGGCCAGAGGGGGCCCUCCUCGCCGGCGGGCCCCCACCCCCGAGACAGGACAACACAGGGUGGCAGCCUUCCACAAGGGCUACCCCUGGGUCAGCAGGCGUGGACCUCUGUGUCGCCUCCAGACUCAUAUUGACGCCCGAUAUGGGUGUUCAGGUGGUUGAGACCACAUUUAAGGGGCCGCUGCCUAAAGACACGGUUGGCUUGGUAAUUGGAAGGUCCUCUACAGCCCUCCGGGGUCUUACGGUGAUCCCUGGGGUCAUAGACUCAGAUUAUACAGGCAAUGUUAAAAUUAUGGUCCAAACUCUUGUAGGUACUAUGGUAAUCAGUGAAGGGGACAGGAUGGCGCAGCUCCUGCUGCUCCCCAGCCUCCAUAAGAGGUUCCAGUCUAAGCAAAAGACCAGAGGAGAUCAAGGCUUUGGCUCCUCCGGGGAGAUUUUUGAGGGACUCCACAUGACUCUUGACAAGAGGCCCAUGCUUUUGCUUAAGAUCAAUGGCAGACAAUUAAAACAUGGUAUCCCAUACAAUCCCCAAGGUCAAGGAAUCAUUGAGAGGGCUCAUAGAAGCCUCAAAGAAAUUUUACAAAAACAAAAAGGGGGAGUAGGCCAAGGCCUGGCCCCAAAGGCACGAUUAUCCAUGGCACUAUUCACACACAAUUUUUUAAAUUUAAAUAAUGAUAAUUGCUCCCCAGCUAUGGAGCACUGCAACCCUUCCCCCAACCAUAAAGGGUGGGUUAAAUGGAAAGAUGUCCUAACAGGACAAUGGAUGGGCCCGGAUCCGGUAAUCAGCUGGAGCCGAGGCGCGGUUUGUGUUUUCCCACAGGAACCGGGACGAGAACCACUGUGGGUACCGGAGAGACUGACACGGGCAACAAAGCCCUCGACUGAAGAUCAGACCUGCCCUACCGGAGAUCCAUCACAGACCAACCAACAA